CUUUUCCCCACCUCACCAAAAUCGUCCAUCUCCCUAAAUCUUUUUCCUUUUCCCCAAUUUUUUACCCUCUCCCCAGCUUUACUCUCCCUCCCCCAAAGUCCUUUUUUCCUCUCUCCAGUUCUUUCCCCUCUCUAUAGAUCUUUUCUCCUCUCUUCCCCUCCGCUUCCCUUCCCCAAAUCUUCUCCCUCCAAAAAAAAAAAAAAUCCCUUCCCUAAAUUUCUCCUCCCCUCCGUUCCUCCCUCCCCAAAUCCCUUCUCUCCCCGCUGCCUCCCACCCGCCCUCCGCAGUCUCUCUCUGGCUGGGCGCCCCGCGGCGCUCACGCCCCCCCACUCCCGCCCCUCCCUCUUUUCUGCCUCCCGCCCCGGUCCCGUCCCCGUCCCGCCUCCUGCAGCCGCUCGCUCGGCUCCGGCUGGGGCGCGCCCGGCGGGUGCAGGGGAGGCAGCACCGCUCCGGCGACACCGGCACAGGCACCGGCAGCACCGGCACAGGCACCGGCAGCACCAUCGCCAGCGCCGGGCAGGGCCGCGGCGGGGCGGCGGCGGACGAUGGGCCGGCGGCGAGCGGUGGCGGCGGCCGGGCGGCUGGUGCAGCCCGUCCCCAGCGGCAUGGAGCCCGGCGCCGGUGCAGAAUGAAGGGUGCUUGGCGCUCCCCCCCGCAGACAUGUCUGUGCCUUUACUCAAGAUUGGAGUCGUCCUCAGCACCAUGGCCAUGAUCACCAACUGGAUGUCGCAGACGCUGCCCUCCCUCGUGGGGCUCAACACCACCAAACUCACGGCGGCCACGGGCGGCACCUUGGACCGCAGCACGGGAGUGUUGCCUACCAACCCAGAGGAAAGCUGGCAGGUCUACAGCUCUGCCCAAGAUAGCGAGGGACGUUGUAUAUGCACAGUGGUGGCACCUCAACAGACGAUGUGCUCGCGUGAUGCCAGGACAAAGCAGCUGAGACAACUAUUAGAAAAGGUGCAAAACAUGUCCCAGUCGAUAGAGGUGUUGGACAGGCGGACUCAGAGAGACCUACAGUACGUCGAGAAGAUGGAAAACCAGAUGAGGGGACUGGAAUCAAAAUUUAAACAAGUGGAAGAAAGCCACAAGCAGCACCUGGCAAGGCAGUUUAAGGCAAUAAAAGCGAAAAUGGAGGAACUUAGGCCUUUGAUACCAGUGUUGGAAGAGUACAAAGCCGAUGCAAAAUUGGUAUUGCAGUUUAAAGAGGAGGUCCAGAAUCUGACGUCAGUUCUAAACGAACUCCAGGAAGAGAUUGGCGCCUAUGACUACGAAGAGCUUCAGAACAGAGUGUCAAAUCUUGAAGAAAGGCUUCGUGCAUGCAUGCAAAAAUUAGCUUGUGGCAAGCUGACGGGAAUAAGUGACCCGAUCACAAUUAAAACCUCGGGGUCCAGGUUCGGAUCGUGGAUGACGGACCCUCUUGCUCCCGAGGGAGAGAACAAGGUCUGGUACAUGGACAGCUACCACAACAACCGCUUCGUCCGUGAAUAUAAAUCCAUGGCAGAUUUCAUGAAUACUGACAAUUUUACCUCUCACCGUCUCCCUCACCCAUGGUCAGGCACCGGUCAAGUGGUCUAUAACGGCUCCAUCUAUUUCAAUAAAUACCAAAGCCACAUAAUUAUCAGGUUUGACUUGAAAACAGAGACCAUUCUCAAGACUCGCAGCCUGGAUUAUGCCGGCUACAACAACAUGUACCACUACGCCUGGGGUGGCCACUCGGACAUUGACCUCAUGGUAGACGAGAACGGGCUGUGGGCUGUCUACGCCACCAACCAGAACGCUGGCAACAUUGUCAUCAGCAAGUUGGACCCCAACACCCUUCAGAGCCUCCAGACCUGGAACACCAGCUACCCGAAACGCAGCGCCGGCGAGGCUUUCAUCAUCUGCGGCACCCUCUACGUCACCAACGGCUACUCGGGAGGUACCAAGGUCCACUAUGCCUACCAGACCAACGCCUCCACCUACGAGUACAUCGACAUCCCCUUCCAAAACAAGUACUCGCACAUUUCCAUGUUGGACUACAACCCCAAGGAUCGGGCCCUCUAUGCCUGGAACAACGGGCACCAAAUACUUUACAAUGUCACCCUCUUCCACGUCAUCAGGUCUGACGAGUUGUAGUCCAUCCUUGUCUAGAAACUGAUUUAGAAAGCAACAAAAAAAAGGGAAAAAAGGGAGAAAUUAAUUUAAAAAAAAUACUAAUAUCAAGGAAACACUCUUUAAACAAGUAAAUAUAUAAACAGCUGCCAAAAUUAAGACCAAUGUCAUGGAGGAUUAUUCAGCAUACACCUGACAGAUCAGCAUUACCUCUACAUUUCUAGAAGUCUGGCCCUGUGUUAUAGACUCACAAAUAACCAUGUACUUGCAGCUGGAACUGCACUUGAAGAACCACUUAAGUUUUGGGGUUUUGUUUUGUUAUGUUCGAUAGCAAACCUGUAGUACAUACUAAAGAAGUAAGGCAAUGACUGUUGAAAGUUUAUCCUUGGGAGACUCGCUUUCUUCUGUGUGUGGGUUGCAUGGACAUUUCCCCAGCAUCGCGGUCAGCUGUGAUGGUUGUGUGAUUUGUAUUUCUAAGCAGAAAACGCUGACCCGUGAGGAGCUCUCGCUGUCUGAACAAGACCUAUCACAGGUUAGUUUUCUUCGCCUUCCAUUGCAGCUACUGUCUCUCAACUGUGUUCUUGUCACUUAGAUUAACUGUGCUGAGACCCGAAGUAGCUCAUGGAUCUGUGUCUUAGUAACUAUUAAACACGAUGGUUUAAGUAUGUAUUAUGAACAAGUUGUUGUACCCAUAUUGUUUGAACUUAUGUAUUCAGCAAAUAUAUUGUAUAAUGUAUGUCUGUUAUUUACCAGAGGUGGCAAAACUUUGUAUGUCCAGUUUAUGCAAUGAAUGUUGUAAAUGCAAUGAUGUAGUUUGGAUUAAUAAAUGAUGGUUUUGUUUCUAAAAAGAAAAAAAAGAUCAGUGUUCACCCUUAUACACAGAUAACCAAUUUCAUGUUGAUAAUUACAAGAAUAUUCUCUUACUGUUAUACUAUCUACAUAGCAUUAUGGUGGUUGGAAAUCGCUUCUGUGGAAAUCCUGUGGCAUCAGAUUCCCAUGGGAAGCCCAGUUUAUGGAAGUGAGAAGGUAAUUAAUUUUUUUUAAGAGGCAAACUUUGUACUAUCCACAGUUAUCUAAGGAACAAUAAAAAUAUUAGGAGACUUC
Messenger RNA from Columba livia (rock pigeon), 3198 nucleotides. It is a transcript of the gene OLFM1, whose product is annotated as olfactomedin 1. Bases 661 to 2118 code for a protein of 485 amino acids. NCBI's taxonomy places the organism in Eukaryota, Metazoa, Chordata, Aves, Columbiformes, Columbidae. The record is from RefSeq and is a predicted model, not a curated record. Gene Ontology annotation, biological process: signal transduction. The transcript has 6 exons.